This is a messenger RNA of Glycine soja, 2269 nucleotides long. RefSeq names its product protein JINGUBANG-like. The transcript has 2 exons. NCBI's taxonomy places the organism in Eukaryota, Viridiplantae, Streptophyta, Magnoliopsida, Fabales, Fabaceae. Gene Ontology annotation, molecular function: protein binding. The record is from RefSeq and is a predicted model, not a curated record. Bases 96 to 1286 code for a protein of 396 amino acids.
UACGUACCCAAUACCGCCAAAUCAAUUUUGUUCAGCAUUUAUAUAAAGUCAAUUACCCCCCAACCCUUUUGGCCACACCCUCAUCUGAUCUCUCCAUGGAACACAGCGCAUCCUUCAACAAUAACAGCCUCUCUUCACAACGCAGCCUCGCUUCAGUCCCUUCCCUCAACUCACACUCUCACCUCUUCAUUCCUUCCACUACCUCUCACUCGUGCCUCACCACUCUCAAACCCCACACUUCCUCCUCCGUAUACAUCUCCUGCCUUACCCUCGCCGGCAACUUGCUCUACACUGGCUCCUCCGACAGAGAAAUCAGAUCCUGGAACCACACUCAUUUCAUCCAAAAACCAACCACCACCAACAACAACGUUGUAAUUGCAGGAAAAGGUGCUGUGAAGUCCAUAGUGGUCCACUCCGACAAACUCUUCACCGCCCACCAAGACAACAAAAUCCGCGUCUGGAGAGUCACAAACCUCGAACACGACCAGAACCAGAAGUACACACGUGUGGCCACACUCCCCACGCUCGGCGACCGCUUGACCAAACUCCUGCUCCCGAAAAACCAGGUGCGCAUUCGCCGCCACAAGAAGUGCACCUGGGUUCACCAUGUGGACACCGUCUCCUCCCUCGCACUGUCCAAAGACGGAACCUUUUUGUACUCCGUUUCAUGGGACAGAACAAUUAAGGUUUGGCGAACCAAAGACUUCGCGUGCUUGGAGUCCGUGCGCGACGCGCACGACGACGCCAUCAACGCGGUCGCAGUCUCCUACGAUGGGUACGUCUACACCGGAUCCGCGGACAAGAGAAUUAGGGUUUGGAAAAAACUCGAAGGGGAGAAGAAACAUUCACUAGUGGACACGUUGGAGAAACACAACUCUGGGAUUAACGCGUUGGCGCUUAGCGCCGAUGGCUCUGUGUUGUAUUCUGGUGCAUGCGAUAGGUCAAUAUUGGUUUCGGAGAAGGGUAAAAAUGGUAAAUUGUUAGUGGUUGGUGCUUUGAGGGGGCAUACUAGGUCGAUUUUGUGUUUGGCUGUGGUUUCGGAUUUGGUGUGUAGUGGUUCGGAGGACAAAACGGUGCGUAUUUGGAGAGGGGUUCAGAAGGAGUAUUCGUGUUUAGCUGUUUUGGAAGGGCAUAGGAGUCCGAUUAAGAGCUUAACUGCUGCGGUUGAUCGUAGUGAACAAGACCCUAAUUCAGAAGAACCGUCUUUUCUUGUCUAUAGUGCCAGUUUGGACUGUGAUGUUAAGAAAUGCCAAUUUUGCCAUCUGCGUUGGAUAAAGCUUUUAUAGAUCUUGUUGCUCAUUCGGACUUCGGAGGAUCGAUAGACGAUAGGGGUAUGGAUUGCUUAUGGAUAAGCAAUUUGUUAUGUCCCAAACCGAGCAAGAGUAUUGUGCGAGUCACCCCCUUCCAUGAUAACGGGUUCUAAGUUGUUCAACGAUUGUGGCUACUGGCUGCUUAUUCAUAACAUUGGAGUUGGCCUCUUAGUGGUGCAUGAGAGAUGCCUUUGUACGUGUUAACCAUCUUGUUAAUGAGAAAUUCACGGAGGAGAAUUUAUUUCUCACAAAUGAUGUCAAUGUUUUGUCAAAUUGAAAAUGUUGGUUCCGUCAAUGUAAGUCGAAUGGAGCUUCAAUGGUUUUGGACAGUUACUCGAAUGGUGAUCACGGUUGGACAAAUGAUAGUAGUGGAGACCUACAAGCACUCCAAUACUCAAGGAAUAAUAGGUCCACUAAAGUUGUAACAUUAGAGUCAAGAGAGCAUACCGGGGGAUGUGCAUGCUUAGAAUAUUUAACUAUUUAUAAUAAAGAGAUUACGGGACAUCUGUUUUGAGCAUUAGCAGCCUCUAUGUUGUUUUCUGAGCAUAGAAGAAUUGUCCAUCCUAUGUCAAGGGACAAUUCUGUAAAUUGUGGUGAUGAAUCUGUUCCUAAAAGAGGGAGAAAGAUUGAUGUCUGUGAUGCAGGGCCAUAGACCAAUAUGUCUUGUAAGGCGUGCCGAUCACAAAAAAAAAUGUCUUAUAAGGCGAAUCUCAAUCAGUCAUAGUACGAAGGGAGGCAAGAGAAGAGUCAAGGUAUACCUUGAUGGAUUAAGCCAUGUAAUUGGGACCUUAUUAAGUUUGAGACAGACCCAAAACAAUAGAUAUGAAUGAAGAUCUUCGACAGUUCCUCAUCCAAUGAUUCACAUUUAGAAAUUGUUUAUUAUUACUUUUCUAAUGUAUAGGUGCAAGAAGACAAAAAGCAACUUUCAAACUGAAGUAUAGAGGACCAAAUAGUUGGUU